This is a messenger RNA of Penicillium argentinense, 1341 nucleotides long. RefSeq names its product CaiB/BaiF CoA transferase family protein. The record is from RefSeq and is a predicted model, not a curated record. Gene Ontology annotation, molecular function: catalytic activity. NCBI's taxonomy places the organism in Eukaryota, Fungi, Ascomycota, Eurotiomycetes, Eurotiales, Aspergillaceae. The coding region runs from base 1 to 1341 and encodes 446 amino acids. The transcript is spliced from 6 exons.
AUGACGGUUGCGCUUCAGUUUCAGGCGAUUGCUCGCCGCUCGAGUCCUGGCUGGGCGUGCAAUGCCUGGCGGCGCAUGCCGCUGCGGAACUACUCCAGUGCUGCUACUUCUUUGAAUGAUACGCUACCUCUGUCGGGUAUUCGCGUGCUCGAUAUGACAAGAGUGCUGGCAGGUCCAUACUGUACUCAAAUCCUGGGCGAUCUAGGGGCGGAUGUCAUCAAAGUUGAACACCCCGUUCGAGGCGAUGAUACUCGUGCCUGGGGACCGCCAUACGCCAAGUAUGAAGACGAAUCAAAGACAGGGCCAGGCGAAAGUGCCUACUAUCUGGCUGUCAACCGCAACAAGAAAUCCCUUGGAUUGUCAUUCCAGCACAAAUCGGGUGUCGAGAUUCUUCACAAGCUCGCCAAGGAAUGCGAUGUCCUCGUCGAGAACUACUUGCCCGGGGGUCUGAAGAAAUAUGGAAUGGAUUAUGAGACUCUACGAGAGAUUAACCCCAAGCUUAUCUACGCCAGUAUCACCGGCUACGGACAGACUGGUCCGUACAGCAACCGUGCUGGCUACGACGUCAUGGUCGAAGCCGAGAUGGGCUUGAUGCAUAUCACUGGAGCUCGAGAUGGUGCACCGGUCAAGGUUGGCGUGGCUGUCACCGAUCUGACCACUGGUUUGUACACAUCCAACGCCAUCAUGGCGGCCUUGCUUGCGCGAGCUCGGACAGGCAAGGGCCAGCAUAUUGAUGCUUGUUUGAGCGACUGUCAGGUUGCAACAUUGUCGAACUUGGCUAGCUCUGCGCUCAUUAGUGGCCAGAAGGAUUCGGGCCGCUGGGGUACAGCACACCCGUCCAUCGUGCCGUACCGAAGCUAUAGAACACUCGACGGUGACAUACUUUUCGGUGGCGGCAAUGACCGGCUUUUCGGCGUGCUCUGCGAUCGUCUUGGUUUCCCUGAAUGGAAGACCGAUGCUCGUUUCGUGACGAACAGCGACCGCGUGAGACACCGUGCUGAUAUUGAUGAACUCAUUGAAAACAUUACUCAACGUAAGACGACUAAGGAGUGGCUGGAUGUUUUCGAAGGGAGUGGAAUGCCCUACGCGGCUGUUAAUGACAUCCAAGGAACAUUGAACCACGAACAUGUGCAAGCACGAGGCAUGGUCACAGAGGUCGAUCAUCCAUCAUGCGGUACUAUCAAGCUGGUCAACACCCCUAUCAAGUACUCCGAGGCUACGCCUGGUGUACGUAGCCCUCCCCCUACCCUCGGCCAACACACAAACGAGAUAUUGGCAAGUCUUCUGGAAUACAGUGAAUCGGAUAUUGCCCGAUUGAAGAAAGAGGGGGUAUUGUCUUGA